CCGGUUCCGGUUCUUGUUAAAACAGCCUCAGAGCAAAAGGAGAAAAGAUGGCGGCGGCCGAGUCCGAAAGAGAGUCCCCGUCCGAUAUAUGCUCAGAGUUCUUGAGUUUCUCCGCCAAAGAGACCGCGUCGCGGUGGCAGGCAGCAGCUGACUUGCAGCAGGAGGUGUACAGUCACCUAGCUUUGUACGUACCAAGAAUCCUUUGCUUGGGUCCAAGUGGAGGCGUCAGCAACAGGGAGGAGCAGAGGGAGGAGCAAAGGGAGGACCUGGCCUGUCAGCUGCUUCUCUUGGCUCCUCUGGAGUGGCUCCUGCUGGGUGAGGAACCUGCUGCAGGCCUGGCUCAGCUGCAGGAGAACAACCAGCCGUCGCCACUAUGUGGGCAUGUGUUCAAAGUGGGUGAGCCCACCUACUCUUGCAGGGAGUGUGCAGCUGAUCCGACCUGUGUCCUCUGCAUGCAGUGUUUCCUGGGCAGUGUUCACAAAGACCAUCGAUACAGAAUGACUACAUCAGGAGGUGGAGGAUUUUGUGACUGUGGAGAUGCUGAAGCUUGGAAGAAGGGUCCUUACUGCCAGAAACACACUCUGACCAAUGGCAACAGAGACAGUGAGGAGGACUCCAUAGCUCAUCUUCCAGCUGACCUUGUUGCUCGUGGCUACAGCAUCUUCUCAAUCAUCCUAAAGUAUGCUGUAGACCUGCUGACCUGGGAGCAGGAGGACCAGCUACCUGCAGGAUUAGAGCUACAGGAAAGAGGAGACAACUACUACUGUAUGUUGUUUAAUGAUGAAGUUCACACGUAUGAGCAGGUAAUCUACACUCUCCAGAAAGCUGUCAACUGCAGCCAGAAAGAAGCCGUCAGCUUUGCCACCACCGUUGACAGAGAUGGCAGGAAGUCAGUUCGCUACGGAAAUUUACAGUUCUGUGAACAGGCCAAGUCUGUGAUUGUGAGGAACACCAGUCGCCAGUCAAAGCCUCUAAGGGUGCAGGUGAUGCACUCGUCUGUUGUUGCUCAUCAGUGUUUUGCUCUAAAGGCUCUGAGCUGGUUGGGGCAGAUCAUUCAGUACUCUGAUGGUCUGAGGAGAGUCCUGUGUCAGGUUGCUCUUCAGGAAGGCCUUGAAGGAAAAAGCUCAUCCCUGGUCGAUCGACUGAUGCUCAAUGACUCAAAGAUGUGGAAAGGAGCAAGGAACAUUUACCACCAGCUGCUGAUGAACAGCCUCCUCAUGGACCUCAAGUAUAAGAAGAUCUUUGCCAUCCAUUUCGCCAAGAACUACAGACGCCUACAGACAGAUUUUAUGGAGGAUGACCAUGAGCGAGUGGUGUCAGUGACGUCGCUGUCUGUACAGCUCUUCACCGUACCAACCAUGAGUUAUGAAAGAUUGCAGAGUGACUACGUGAUUGAUGACCACGACCGUGAGUUCUCCAUCACUGAUCUGUCAGUACAAAUAUUCACCGUCCCAUCGCUGGCCCGAAUGCUGAUGGUUGAGGAGAACCUGAUGACCACAAUCAUCAGAACCUUUGUGGACCACCUCCGUCACAGAGACCUGCAGGGACGCUUCCAGUUUGACCGCUACACGGCCCAGCAGGCUUUCAAGUUUGGUCGAGUUCAGAGCCUCGUCGGGGACCUCAAGUAUGUCCUGAUCAACUGUCCGACGGAGUGGACCCAUGAUCUUAGAGUCAAAUUUCUUGAGGGUCUGGAUGCUUUUCUCGAACUGCUCAAAUGUAUGCAGGGUAUGGAUCCAGUGGUGAGACAAGUGGGGCAGCACAUAGAGAUGGAGCCAGAGUGGGAGGCAGCAUUCACGCUGCAGAUGAAACUCACUCACAUAAUCUCCAUGAUCCAGGAGUGGUGCUCAACGGAUGAGCGUGUGCUGAUCGAAGCGUAUGGGAAGUGUCUGAGUGCACUCAGUCACUGCCACAGCGGCCUGCCAGAUGGUGAGCAGCCAAUCAAGUUGUGUCUAGCUGGUCACAGUGUGGAGACAUUCAGGUAUCAGGUCUCUCAGGACAAAGUAUCCAUACACCUGCCUGUCUGCCGGCUGCUAGCAGGUUUGCACGUGCUCCUCAGCAGGACUGAAGUGGCCUCUCGUUUCCCAGAGCAACUUCCUCUGGGUGAACUUAGCCCCCCCCUACUGAUCGAACUCCCCCUCCGCUGCCUGGUGCUCUGUGCACAGGUGCAUGCUGGGAUGUGGAGGAGGAACGGCUUUUCUCUCAUCAACCAGAUCUACUAUUACCACAAUGUCAAGUGCAGAGUUGAGAUGUUCGACAAAGACGUCAUUAUGCUGCAGGCGGGGGCGUCGAUGAUGGAUCCAAACCAUUUUCUGAUGAUUGUCCUAAGCCGCUACGAACUGUUUCACAUUUUUAACUCUGCAGAUGUCAGGAAGAGAUACAGGGAGACCAACAAGGAUGUUGUUCAGCAGAACAACACUUUAAUUGAAGAGAUGCUUCACCUCAUCAUCAUGGUUGUUGGUGAACGCUACGUAGCUGGCGUGGGUCAGGUGGAGGCCUUUGAUGAGGUCAGAAGAGAAAUCAUCCACCAGCUGUCAAUUAAACCGAUGGCUCACAGUGAACUUGUGAAGGCUCUCCCAGAAAAUGGGAACAAGGAGACCGGUCUAGAAAAAGUCAUCGACAGUGUUGCUUCAUUCAAGAAGCCAGGCGUGACUGGUCGGGGUCUGUAUGAACUGCGUCCUGAAUGGAACAAACAUUUCAACCUCUACUUCUAUCACUACAGCAGAGCUGACCAGUCCAAGGCUGAGGAGGCUCAGAGGAAGCUGAGAAAACACAACGGAGAUGACACAGUUGUUGUCAGUGAUGUAUUUGCAGCUUCUCAUCAUGGUAACAUCCUGUCCUGUCCAGCCCUGCCCCCCCCUCCACCUCCCCCUCUCUGCCCUCUGUUUGCCAGCUUGGUCAACCUACUGCAGUGUGAUGUGCUACUGGCCAUGGAGGGUGCCGUCCUGCAGUGGGCUGUGGAGCCCAGCGGGGGGGGGUGGACCGAGUCCAUGUUACAGAGGGUUCUUCACCUGGUGGCCAUGGCCCUGUUGGAGGAACAGCAGCAACUGGAGAACAGCCGCGGUGACGAAGACGUUACCUUCAACUUUACCUGCAAGAUCACACGUCCAGGUGAAGCCAGUACUUCAGGAAGUGUCCUGGCUCUGAUGGAAAGUCUGCAAAAUGCUCCUCAUCUGGAAAUGCACAAAGAUAUGAUCACCUGGAUUCUUAAGAUGGUGGCAAACAUAAAAACGAUGAGACAACGAACAUCAUCCACAUCCACGGUCAGCCUCAGACAAGGACAAGAACCAGAGGAGGCCGUCAGAGACAAAGACAAAGCAGAGAGGAAGAGGAAAGCAGAGAUGGCUCGGCUCAGGAGGGAGAAGAUCAUGGCUCAGAUGUCUGAAAUGCAGAAACAUUUCAUCAAUGAGAAUAAAGAACUUUUUCAACAGAGUCUAGAGGAGCUGGAGGCCUCGACAUCUGCUGCUGCUGCAGAGAGCAGUCUGGCCAUUUUGGAGCCCACCUGUGCUCCACAGGUCUGUGUUGGUCCUUGGAGGGUGGGUGGAGCUCAUCAUCAUCAGUUGGUCACCUGUAUCUUGUGUCAGGAGGAGCAAGAGCUCCGAUGUCAUGGCAGAGCCAUGGUGCUUGCGGCAUUUGUCCAAAGGUCGACAGUUCUGUCCAAAGACCGCCACCGCAACUUGCCAGACCCAGAGCGUUAUGACCCACUGUUCAUGCAUCCAGAUUUGUCACUGGGCAUUCAUACUGCCAGCUGUGGGCACAUCAUGCAUGCCACCUGCUGGCAGAGGUAUUUUGAAGCAGUGCAGUUCAAAGAACAGAGACGUCAACAGCGUCUUCGAGGUCACACUAGCUAUGAUGUGGAGAAUGGCGAGUUCUUGUGUCCACUCUGCGAGUGUCUCAGCAACACUGUGGUCCCUCUACUGCCACACACGCGUUCACUUGACCGCAGUGUUCAUCAUCCCAGUCUGGAGGUGUGGUUUAAUACAACCAGUCAGCAGAUAGCAGCGUUACAGUUCUACUACAGGAAGUGCUCUGGUGAUUCAGGGGAAGCUGAGCCUGAGGUUCCAGAAGGAUUCAGAGUCGACUUUAAUCCGCAGAACUUGUUCUCCAGCAGCAUCAGUGCAAUGAUCACUACCUUCAGCAUGUCAACCUACAAGGUGGGAUUGAAGCUAAACCCUAAUGAGCAGGACCACAGAGUCCCAGUGUUGAGUUGGUCCACCUGCGCCUACACCAUCCAGAGUAUAGAGCGUCUUCUGAUGGAUGAGGACAAGCCCUUGUUUGGAAGUUUACCUUGUCGACAGGACGAUUGUUUGAGUGCUUUGACCCGGUUCAGUUCUACCUGCUGGACUGCAGCUCCCCUGAAAACCGUUCAUACGCACUUUUUCAGAUUGUUCACAGCUCUGGUCCCAGACACUCUAGUGGAAAACACUCCAUGCAUCCUUGAAGUUGACAUGUUUCACCUACUGGUGUACAGUGUCCUCUCCUACAGCUCUAUGCACUGUCUGGACCAAUCAGGACGGAGCGUAGUAGACUCGGCCCACCUGCACCUGCUUCACCUAGUGGUCAUAGCUCACCUGGUUCAGAUCCUGCUUACUUCCACCACAGAGGAUGUUUGUAUGGAUCAGGACAGUGUAGGAUCACAGGAGGAAGAACUUACCUGUCAGCUUUACAGAGCACUGAGGAAGCACCUGGAAAGUGUGUUACCUGAAGUGUCCUCGGGCUGGCAGUUAUGGCGCUGGGUUAAAGCCGGGGUCUUGCCAUUCCUCCGUGCUGCCGCUCUGUUCUUCCACUAUCUGAACUCAACUGCGCCCCCUGCAGACCUGCUGGUUGCAGGUUCUGGGCAGUGGGAGGCGCUUUGCAGCUACCUCAGUCUGCCCUGUAACCUGGUGCAGCUAUACCACAGCCACCAGACGCUGCUGGAGCCACUCAUACACAGUUGGUGCUGUCAUCCCACUGUAAGACAGACUCUGCAGGGUGGAGGGGCCCGCAUCAGGUUCCCCAGAGAGUCCAACAGUUUGAUCGACCUGCCAGAAGAUUACAGCACUCUGAUCAACCAGGCGUCAAGCUUCACGUGUCCUCGGUCUGGUGGAGACAAGUCCCGUGCCCCCACCCUGUGCCUGUUGUGUGGCUCCAUGUUGUGCUCCCAGAGCUACUGCUGUCAGACUGAGGUGGAUGGAGAGGACGUAGGAGCCUGCACUGCCCACGCCUUUAGUUGUGGCGCCGGCCUCGGACUCUUCCUCAGGGUCAGAGAAAGCCAGGUUCUAUUUGUAGCUGGUAAAACUAAGGGCUGUUUCUACCCCCCACCUUAUCUGGACGACUAUGGAGAAACUGAUCAGGGCCUCAAACGGGGGAACCCCCUUCACCUAUGUUUGGAACGCUACAGGAAGAUCGAGCGUCUAUGGAGGCAACACGCCAUCGCUGAGGUUAUUGGUCAUGCGCAAGAGGCCAAUCAGACGCUGGUCGCCAUUGACUGGCAGCACCUGUGACUCAGAUGACCCAUCCUGGUCUCCUUGACCCAGUCAGCUUUUUGUGGUCAGCUUCAGAUCCCAGAUCAGCUUCAGGGACUUUUCAGUUUUUUUUGAGAUCACAAACACCCUCAGACUCACCCUCACCCUCCCCACAUGAGAAAUUGGAGAACCAGCCCCAAGUUCUAAAACCUCAACUUGAUCAAAAGCUCAGAUUUCAGGGUUUUUAACAAUAAAAUGGCAAAUUUAUCAGCACAGCUGCUGAAAAAACAUCCUCUAUUGAUCAGUGAGUCGACAGUCGCAGGAAGUUUCAGUUCAUAUGUGCCUGAAUAAAAACUAAUACAAUAACUGACCUGUGUUUUAGUGCAAGGGGUCGGCGCUUCAGCCCAAUAUCAAUCAGUUCAACAAAUCAAGCCACAUAUCAGAGCAGUUUGUUGAUCAAUUAUUGUCUGAUCAGUUUUUACUUUAGUUUUGAUAUUUUAUUUGAAGAGACUCCGGGUUUGUGUGUUUGACUUUUUUUUCAAUAGGGUCUUUUUAUGGUUUUAUGCUGGAACAUGAGAAAAUGGAAACAUAGGGAAGAAAAGCUCCAAGUUUCAUUUUAAUUGAAAUAAGCCAAAAGGUUUUCAAUUCACAUGUUUCAGUAAAAUUGGAUGAUGAUUAAAAUGUUUCUACUGAUAUAGACAGCAUGUUGCAUUGUUUAUCACUUGUUAAUAUGUACAAACCAGUAAAUGUAAAAAAAAUUGUACAAGAAUAACAAAAACAAUAAAAAGCUUAAAACAAGA
Molecule: messenger RNA, 6241 nt
Organism: Betta splendens (Siamese fighting fish)
Lineage: Eukaryota; Metazoa; Chordata; Actinopteri; Anabantiformes; Osphronemidae
Gene: ubr2
Product: ubiquitin protein ligase E3 component n-recognin 2
Exons: 47
Coding region: 48-5480 (1810 amino acids)
Biological process (GO): ubiquitin-dependent protein catabolic process via the N-end rule pathway
Cellular component (GO): ubiquitin ligase complex; cytoplasm
Molecular function (GO): ubiquitin protein ligase activity; zinc ion binding
Source: RefSeq, a predicted model, not a curated record